AUGCCGUUUGCACAGCUCGUGGUGGGAAGUCCCGGCUCGGGGAAGAGCACCUACUGUGACGGCAUGCACCAGUUCAUGAGUGCCAUAGGGCGGGAGUGCUCGGUAGUCAACCUCGAUCCAGCGAAUGACAAGACGAAUUACCCUUGCGCCCUAGAUAUACGCGACCUCGUCACGCUGGAGGAGGUCAUGGCCGACGACCAGCUCGGCCCGAACGGUGGUGUGCUGUUUGCGUUCGAAGAGCUUGAAAACAACAUGGAAUGGCUGGAGAAUGGACUGAAAGAGUUGGAGGAAUCCUACGUGCUAUUCGAUUGCCCCGGUCAGGUCGAGCUAUACACACAUCACAACUCGCUUCGCAACAUAUUCUUUAAGCUGCAGAAAAUGGGCUACAGGCUUGUAACCGUACACAUGUCCGACAGCUUCUGCCUUACACAACCGUCGCUCUAUAUCUCGAACCUCCUCCUCACUCUACGCGCCAUGCUGCAGAUGGACCUACCGCACAUCAAUGUCCUCACCAAGAUCGACAAGAUCGCCUCGUAUGACCCUCUCCCAUUCAAUCUCGACUUCUACACCGAGGUCCAAGACCUGUCAUAUCUGCUGCCGUAUCUCAACGAGGAAUCGCCAGCCAUGCGCAGCGAGAAGUUCAGUCGGUUGAACGAAGCCGUGGCGGGCCUGGUCGAGAAUUUUGCGCUUGUACGAUUCGAGACCCUCGCGGUCGAGAACAAGAAGAGCAUGAUGCAACUUCUGCGGGUUAUCGACAGAGCUGGAGGGUACAUCUUCGGAGGCGCCGAAGGAGCCAACGACACCGUGUGGCAGAUAGCCAUGCGUAAUGAGUCGUCCAUGAUGGAAGUCCCGGACAUCCAGGAGCGUUGGGUCGACUCCAAGGCCGACCACGCCAGAUCUGAUGCCAGAUGA
This is a messenger RNA of Anthostomella pinea, 912 nucleotides long. The record is from the annotation of a GenBank genome assembly. Lineage: Eukaryota; Fungi; Ascomycota; Sordariomycetes; Xylariales; Xylariaceae.